GACGCGAGGGGCAGCCUAAGAGCUCAGCACGGCUUAAAGUCAGGACUUUCCUUCUCCAGACAGAAUGUGAGUCUCCUUCGAUCUGACAUGGAACAAGACAUCUCUAAGUCAGUUGAGGAAGAUCUUGCAGAAGCCAUACAAGAAAUAACAUCACAAGAAGAAGCGCUGCUAAACUCAGAUGAUACUAGUUUGAAGACAAGUAAAAAGAUCAGUGAAAAAUUAGAUGACACAGAGAAGGAGAAAGAUGAACUACAAAUUGAGGAGAUAAAGGCAGAAAUACCUAAACACUCGAGGGGUAGACAAAAGACACGGCAGAAGCCGAGUCCUGAAGCAACAAAGGAGGAAAUAUCCAGCAGCAAGAAGACUGAGGAAGUAAAAUUGAAAAAAGUGGCUGUUGAAAAAAUUCAGGCAAAGUACAUUGGUGAGGAGGAUCCGUGGUCACAGAUCACCUUGAAUAGGUGCAUCAUUGCUGCCGCCGUUAUUGUGGUUAUCAGCAUGGGCGUCCAAAUGAUUGUCGGUAUUUUUGACGUAGAUGAAGCUUCAAUAUUGGUGUACACUGACAACAGCUUCCUUGAUGAUGAAGAAUUAAAAUUGGCAGAAAGGACUGCACUCAAGGAUCAGGGACUGGCUGCAGACACUGAAGAAUCUGUGAGUGAACUCAGGGAGAUGCCUCCUCAGACCCCCGGCAGGCCUGAGCUGAAAAAGGCACACGGCACCCUGAAGGGAAAGGCGGGAGGCUGCAGAACUGAGGUGGACAAUAAAAAGCAGAUCUCUCCACACGCUAAAGAGAUCAGAAGUGUUAAAAGCGGUUAUAAGCCAAGAGAAAAGGACUCAGAAACCAGGUACAGUAAGGACAGGAAAGAUCAUAAGAUUGAGGUUGAAAAGAAGGACGAUAAGCACUUCAAGAAGGAAGACAAACACAAGGCCCACCUUGAGCAGCACUUCAAAGACAGAGACGUCAAGAAGCUUUCCAAGGGCAAAGAGGGAUGCGAUAAAGGGAGUAAGCUUAAUCAGCACCAUUUUCCAAGACGACACGAGAAAAAUGUUAAACAAAAAACAUCUAGCAAACAUCAAGGCCAUUAUGUAGACUUUGAAAAGCACAGGUACUUCUUCAAGCAGAAUGGCAACAAAAAGCACGAUUACAGAAUUCAUAAAGAGUAUAAUAAGUACCGGGUUGGCAAGCAUGGUAAACAUUAUGGAAUUGAAAAACUUUUUAAGAAGAGUGGCAUGGGAAAACAUUUUGGUAAAAAUAAAAUAAAGUAGAAAGCAUGAAUAGUUCAGUUCAAGGCCAAGCUAUAUACAAUCAUUUUGUGUCUAGAAAUAUUCCCUUCAUAGAGUAAAAAUUCUAAGCAGAAAUGCUAAGUUAUAUUAGUGAAGUGUAACAUUUUUAAGUGAAAUACAUUGCUGCUGCACCAAAUAACACUCUCCUUGUAAAGAAUAAUGCUGGAUUGUGAAGUUAAAUUGUUUUUAAUAAAAUGCAGUCUCAAAGGUGUUUUAGUCAUUUCGAAAUGGAGCCGUUCGGGGAUUAGAAACUGCAACUAAUCUCCACUUUGGAACAAGCACUGAAGAAGGGUGGGAAACAAACGGUUUAAAGUCCUGUAGGCAAAACUACAUCUAUAGUAUCAUAAAUUAUACUACGGGUAUGUGUUUUUGUGCUCUCAUAUUUUAAUAGCGGAUUAAACAAAGUAUAUA
This is a messenger RNA of Mobula hypostoma (lesser devil ray), 1692 nucleotides long. RefSeq lists its product as uncharacterized. Lineage: Eukaryota; Metazoa; Chordata; Chondrichthyes; Myliobatiformes; Myliobatidae. The record is from RefSeq and is a predicted model, not a curated record. The coding region runs from base 88 to 1263 and encodes 391 amino acids. The transcript is spliced from 7 exons.